AUGGCGGAUAAGCGGCCUCUGGGCACCCUGGGCCCUGUAAUGUAUGGCAAACUGCCUCGCCUAGAGGCUGACUCAGGGCCUGGGCACAGCCUGCCCUCUGCUGGCAGGCAGGACCCCUGCAGCUACAAGGGUGCAUACUAUUCUUGUCCCAUGGGGGGUGCUCCUAAGGCAGGGUCUGAGCGGCUGGCAUCAUGGACCCCCUAUCCACCCUUGUACCCCACCAACAUGCCAGGACCGCCACUUCGGGCAGACAGCCUGAUGUCCAACUGCCUGCUCUACCGCCCACCGACAGAGGGCUCUGAGAAGAUGCAGGACUCCGGCCCUGUUGAGCUUCUGCCCUACAAUCCCCGGGCUCACUCCUACCCUGGCCCACCGCUGGCAGCGCCAAAACCCAUCUACCGCAACCCUCUGUGUUACGGGCUCUCAACUUGUCUGGGGGAAGGGGUAGCCAAGAGGCCACUGGAUGUUGACUGGACACUAGUGACUGGGUCUCUGCUGCCCCCUGCUGACCCACCCUGUUCUCUGGCCCCAGCUCCUGGCAAAGGCCAGCCUCUGGAUGGUACCUUCUUACAUGGGGUACCAGCUGGGGGGUCUGGCAAAGACUCCUCCAUGAGCUUCUCUCCAUGCCAGGCAUUCCUGGAAAAGUAUCAAACUAUUCACAGUACAGGCUUCCUACCCUCCAAGUAUGCAAAUCCUUACUCUGGGGACCCCAAGCAGGCACUGCCUGAGGGGCCCCCCAGUCCUUGGACCCAGCUGGCCCAGCCUUUGGGACCAGCCUGCCAGGAUUCAGUGCCCAUGCACUACCCGCUGUCCCACACUCCACAGACCCUGCCUUGUCCACAAGCCUGUCGCCACCCCGAGAAGCAGGCCAGCUACAGCUCAGUGCUCCCACUUCAGCCUCUGGGAACCCACAAGGGAGCUGGGUACCCACCUGGUGGGCUGGGCAGCCCCUACCUAAGACAGCAGGCAGUUCAGACACCUUAUGUGCCCCCAGUAGGGCUGGACACUUAUUCCUAUCCUUCUGCCCCUCUCCCAGCACCCUCACCAAGCUUCAAACUAGAGCCACCACUUGCUCCACGGUGCCCACUGGACUUUCCCCCCCAGACACUGGGCUUUCCUCAUAACCGGGACGACCUCUCUCUCUAUGGAGCAUCCCCAGGGCUUGGAGGAACACCACCUUCCCAGGACAGUGUGCGGGCUGUGCCACAACCUGGUGCCUUCCAUCGGACAUGUCAGCCUGUUCCUGCCAGCCAGCCACACUUAGAGCGUGUGAGGCCCACUGAGAAGCCGGUGCAGGCAGCUGAGAAGACAUGGUUGCCUAGCUGCAGGAAAGAGCAGCUCCGGUCCCGGCUUGAUGAGCACCCCGGGGCACCCAUCGUCAUCCGAGACAGUCCAGUUCCUCGCACCCCACCGGCACUGCCCCCCUGUGCCCAGGAGCGUCAAUCCCUCCCACAGCACAAGGGCACGAGUCCACCCAGCUCUCCACCCAUGCCCAUUAUUGACAACGUCUUCAGCCUGGCCCCCUACCGUGACUACCUGGAUGUGCAGGCACCCGAGGCCACGUCUGAGCCUGACCAAGUCCCAGCAACCAAUGAGAGCCAUGGCAAAGACUGCAAGGGGACCCUGCCUGCCCAGGAGGCCCCCUUGGAGACACGCUGCUCUCUCAGGGAGGAAGUGGCACUGGACCUGAGUGUGAAGAAGCCUGUGACUGAAAUGUCGCUUCUCAAGGUCCCUAGUCCUGUGGUACCUGCCAAGCCCACAGACACACUAAAUGUUGGAAACACAGUCACAGGCAUGCCAGGUGUGGGGAACAUAGUCUUGGAUCUGCCAGGCCUGAAAAAUCUAGUCACAGAAGCACCAGGGCUCCCUGGGGCACCAGUGACCACAGAGGCCACACCAAGGACCAACUUCCAAAGCUCUGUGGCCUUCAUGUUUCGAAAAUUCAAGAUCCUCCGACCAGCACCUUUACCUGCAACUGUGGUCCCAUCAGUACCCACCUCGGCUCCCGCCCCAGCCCCACCUGCGCUCACCCCCACUUCUGUGCCCAUUGGACUGAAGAUUAUCACCCAGCCCUUGCCUAUGGCUUGCUUAAAUCUGGCACUGCCUAGCCCUCCAGCCUUGGCUGUGGCCUCUCCAGCUCCUGCUCCAGCUCCAGCUCCUGCUCCAGCUAUGUCACCUGCUCCAGCUCCAGCCCCACCCCCGACUCCUGCCCCAGUUCCUGGCCCUGCUCCAGCUUCUACUCAAGCCUCAACCCUGGUGGACUCUGCAGAGCAGCGCUUUGCAGGGCUGCACGCAUCCUUGUGUGAUGCCAUCUCGGGCUCGGUGGCCCACUCCCCGCCAGAGAAGCUGCGUGAGUGGCUUGAGGCGGCUGAGCCUUGGGGCCGGGCAGCAUGGCAGGACUGCCAAGGUAUACAGGGGCUGCUGGAAAAGCUGCUGUCACAGCUGCAGAGCUUCGUGUACGCGCAUCAAUGCCCCUUCCCCCAUGUUGUGCGAGCCGGCGCAAUCUUUGUGCCCAUACACCUGGUGAAGGAGCGACUCUUCCCGCAGCUGCCCCCUGCUUCCGUGGACCAUGUGCUGCAGGAGCACCGCGUGGAGCUGCGGCCCACCACACUGUCGGAGGAGAGGGCGCUGCGAGACCGCGCCCUGCACGGCUGCACCUUGCGCAUGCUGAAGCUACUGGCUCUGCGCCAGCUGCCUGACAUCUACCCUGACCUGCUGAACCUGCAGUGGCGUGACUGCAUACGCCGCCAGCUGGGUGACUUAGACCCUGAAGCUGGAGCUGUGCCCCCUUCAGAACCCACUAUGGCCAGAGACGAGCCAGAGAGCCUAGCCCUGGCUCAGAAGUCACCGCCCCCCAAGGCCAGGAAACCGGGGAGGAAACCAUCAACUCCCGGUCUGGAGAAGGCAGAGGCAGCCUCUGGGGAAGGGUCCCAUGAUGUUUCACCUACCCCAGCUGCCAGCACCAGCCCACCAGCCCCCACACUGAGGGCCCGCUUCCGUAGCUUGCUGGAGAACGCCUGGCUCAAUGGCUUGGCACUGCCUACUUGGGGCCACAAACCUUCAGGACCAGACCGGCCUUCACCCCACCCACAGCUGUUGAGAAGCCAGAGCCACCACCUGUAG
This is a messenger RNA of Orycteropus afer afer, 3123 nucleotides long. RefSeq names its product chromosome unknown C15orf39 homolog (gene PRMT2IP). The coding region runs from base 1 to 3123 and encodes 1040 amino acids. The transcript has 3 exons. The record is from RefSeq and is a predicted model, not a curated record. NCBI's taxonomy places the organism in Eukaryota, Metazoa, Chordata, Mammalia, Tubulidentata, Orycteropodidae.